Molecule: messenger RNA, 1164 nt
Organism: Plutella xylostella (diamondback moth)
Lineage: Eukaryota; Metazoa; Arthropoda; Insecta; Lepidoptera; Plutellidae
Gene: ninaA
Product: neither inactivation nor afterpotential A
Biological process (GO): protein peptidyl-prolyl isomerization; protein folding
Cellular component (GO): cytoplasm; intracellular membrane-bounded organelle
Molecular function (GO): cyclosporin A binding; peptidyl-prolyl cis-trans isomerase activity
Source: RefSeq, a predicted model, not a curated record
AAAAAUAAUCAAAACUGAAAACUUUAAAAAUUCAAAAGUUUGAAAAACUAAAUCAGUCCAUUUUACUGUUUUUCUUUUAUCAGCCCGUCUUACGACUAGACAAGCAAGUGAAGCAAGUGAGAUGCUUUGAAUACUGCAUAUAGGUUUACUUAUCAAAUUAAUUAAAUACCUAGAAGAAGGCUUUAGUAAUAUUUACCCGGCCUAGAGUAGUAAUCUCCGUGUCGUCGAUUUCUGCAUAGUACCACCAUUAUAUUAUCACGGAACUAAAUAAUAAGAUAAGUAUACUCGACAUGCGGGAGGUAGAGGCAGAUAUGGUAACAGAGUGUCGUGAGGGUGUGAUACAUGAUAUCUGGAUCAUGUUCUUCACCCCCUGUUGGCCAUAAUCCAAUUCAAGCCCAUGUUAGCUCGCCAAUUCCGAGUGACGGAUCAAGUUUAUUUAGAUAUCGAGAAUGAAGAGACAAAGCUGGGGCGGGUUGUCAUUGGUCUAUUUGGAGACUUAGCACCAAAAGCUGUUAGAAACUUCAAAGUCUUGGCAACCAAAGGAAUCAAUGGAAAGUCAUAUAAGGGAACUCAUUUCAAUAGAAUAGUCAAAAGAUUUAUGGUUCAAGCCGGUGAUGUGGUGUUGGAUAAUGGCAAGGGAUCUAUCAGUAUAUACGGUGAAACAUUUAAAGAUGAAAACUUGGACACCAAACACACUCUGGCAGGAUUUGUGUCCAUGGCAAAUAAUGGCAAAAACACAAAUGGAUGUCAGUUUUUCAUAACUCUAACUGGAGCACCUUAUCUGGAUGGCACUCACACAGUGAUUGGGAAGGUGGUGGAAGGGCAGAACAUCGUGCACAUGAUCGAGCACACUCCCACCGACAGCGACGACCGUCCCAAGUACCGCGUCGUGAUAGCGGACUGCGGCCUGCUGCCUACUGAACCUUACUACAUUUCUGAUGACCCAUACGAUCUGAAGGCGUGGAUUAAAGCAUCUGCCCUGCCGCUGUCGAUGUCCUUCUCGAUCCUGGGCUUCUUCCACUGGCUCAUGAGGAAGAUGGAGAUAUAGGAGCAGCUUCAGAAAACAACAUCGGUAGUACUUUUAAACUUUACUGUUAAACUUACAAAUGUAACUUAUAGGUAUAUAAAUUAUUUACAUUUAAUACAGACGUUGCAUUAUCGCAA